AUGGGCGGGAUGAUGGUUCGCCAGCCCUUCUCAGUGGGCAGUUCUGGCAGCUCCUACAUCUACGGCUUUGUCGACGCCUCCUACAAGCCAGGCAUGAGCUGGGAGGAGUGUCUGAGCUUCACGGCCAAUGCGCUGGCGCUGGCCAUGGAGCGGGACGGCUCCAGCGGUGGGGUGAUCCGGCUGGCCGCCAUCACAGAGCAGGGCGUGGAGCGCCAGGUCGUCCUGGGCAACCAGCUGCCGCGCUUCUCCUCCCCCUGAGGGGGGCCCCACCCCGACACCCCCUGUAACACACGGAUUAAAC
Messenger RNA from Gopherus flavomarginatus (Mexican gopher tortoise), 301 nucleotides. Its product is annotated as proteasome subunit beta type-6-like. The record is from RefSeq and is a predicted model, not a curated record. The coding region runs from base 1 to 258 and encodes 85 amino acids. The transcript has a single exon. Lineage: Eukaryota; Metazoa; Chordata; Testudines; Testudinidae. Gene Ontology annotation, cellular component: proteasome core complex. Gene Ontology annotation, molecular function: threonine-type endopeptidase activity.